GAGCUACUCAAUCAUCCACGCACCAAGCUUUUCAUCACUCACGGAGGACUGAAGAGUCUGAAGGAGGCAGCAUGCGCCAAAAUACCAGUUCUAUGUUUGCCGGUUUUCGGUGAGCAGGUGCGAAAUUCGUGGCUUGCUUAUCACCACGGUUUCGGUCAAAUAAUCAAUAAAUUCAAUGUUACAGCCGACUACCUCUUAUCGCUCAUACAUGAUAAGCUCAACAAUCCAUCGUACAAACAAAAAGCCGCGAAAAUGAAACAAUACUUGGAGGAUGCGCCGAUCCCGUCACUGCAAGAAGGGGCGUUUAAAAUCAAGCGCCUGAUCAAAUACGGUGGUAGAAUGCCGGAAUAUUUCUACACGCGAUCCAAUAACAUCGACUAUAUUCGAUACUUGAAUCUGGAUGUUAUUUUACUGAUUCCCUUCCUAAUUUAUUUUUUGCUUUUAAUAAAAUAA
Gongylonema pulchrum is the source of this 453-nucleotide messenger RNA. Lineage: Eukaryota; Metazoa; Nematoda; Chromadorea; Rhabditida; Gongylonematidae. The record is from the annotation of a GenBank genome assembly.